This is a messenger RNA of Leopardus geoffroyi (Geoffroy's cat), 3271 nucleotides long. RefSeq names its product G protein-coupled receptor 137B (gene GPR137B). The record is from RefSeq and is a predicted model, not a curated record. The transcript is spliced from 6 exons. Gene Ontology annotation, biological process: regulation of autophagy; negative regulation of bone resorption; negative regulation of osteoclast differentiation. Gene Ontology annotation, cellular component: lysosomal membrane. Lineage: Eukaryota; Metazoa; Chordata; Mammalia; Carnivora; Felidae. Bases 215 to 1216 code for a protein of 333 amino acids.
GGCGGCGCAGGGGCGCGCGGGGCUGGCGGGCGCGCGGGGGCGGCGGGCGCGGCGCUGCCAAUCGCAGACAAAGGCCGCCCCAGUGAAUCAUGUGGUGCCGGGGGAGGAAGUGCGGCUUGUUUUCUUUCCUCCAGUCGCCGGGCUCCGGGCGGAGCGCGAUGCUCGGAGACCCCCGCGCGGGCGGCGGCGGCGGCGGCGGCGGCGGCGAGCCCCGAUGAGGCCCGAGCGCCCCCGGCCCCGCUGCAGCGCCCCCGGCCCGAUGGAGGCUCCGCCGUGGGACCCUCUCCGCAACGACUCGCUGCCGCCCACGCUGACCCCGGCCGUGCCCCCCUACGUGAAGCUCGGCCUCACCGUCGUCUACACCGUGUUCUACUCGCUGCUCUUCGUGUUCAUCUACGUCCAGCUCUGGCUGGUGCUGCGCUACCGCCACAAGCGGCUUAGCUACCAGAGCGUCUUCCUCUUCCUCUGCCUCUUCUGGGCCUCCCUGCGGACGGUCCUCUUCUCCUUCUACUUCAAAGAUUUCGUGGCGGCCAACGCGCUCGGCCCCUUCGUCUUCUGGCUGCUCUACUGUUUUCCCGUGUGCCUGCAGUUCUUCACCCUCACGCUGAUGAACUUGUACUUCACGCAGGUGAUUUUCAAAGCCAAGUCAAAAUAUUCUCCAGAAUUACUCAAAUACCGGUUACCCCUCUACCUGGCCUCACUCUUCAUCAGCCUCGUUUUCCUGUUGGUGAAUUUAACCUGUGCGGUGUUGGUGAAGACGGGAAACUGGGAGAGGAAGGUCAUUGUCUCCGUGCGUGUGGCCAUUAAUGACACUCUCUUUGUGCUGUGUGCCGUCUCGCUCUCCAUCUGUCUCUACAAAAUCUCGAAGAUGUCCUUAGCCAACAUUUACUUGGAGUCUAAGGGCUCCUCCGUGUGUCAAGUGACCGCCAUCGGAGUGACCGUCAUCCUCCUCUACGCCUCCCGGGCCUGCUACAACCUGUUCAUCCUCUCGUUUUCUCAGAGCAAGAACGUCCAUUCCUUUGAUUACGACUGGUACAAUGUAUCAGACCAGGCGGAUCUGAAAAACCAGCUGGGGGAUGCCGGAUAUGUGGUGUUUGGAGUGGUUCUUUUCGUGUGGGAGCUCUUACCCACCACCUUGGUCGUCUUCUUCUUCCGAGUUAGAAACCCUACAAAGGACCUUGUACCUGCAGUGUGGACUCUAGAACCAUACCAGUGAACUUUCUGGAUUGUUGUACACGGACACCCAUCAGUUUGUCUUGUGCUUUGAAUGGAUCUUUUACCCACACAUCGUUUGUAAUAUGCAUCAGUCAUCAGGAAAACACUGGCUUACUGAGUUAUGCAGAUCUUCUAAAACUCAUUCAUUAAAUAUCACCACUGAUCUCAUCAGGAAAAUCUUUAAGUAUUGGGAUGCCCUCUAGCUCACGGUGGGGAAUACAGGUUUUCCAAAGCUUUAAUUUGGGCUUAAAAGCUCAAAUUUGAUCAGUGACAACAAAUACCAUCCACACAUUCUCUUUCAUUUACUUUCAAGCGUCCGUCAAAUACCCACGUCCAAAAAAGCAUGGUCUGAGUUAAGUUGCACAGAAAGAGGUAGUUAAACUCACACUGCUGUGAGUCUGUUCCCAAAAACAGCUCUCUCACAGCAGAAGCACCGUGUGCAUAUGUCCCAUUUUGUCACAUCACAUAGUAAAAUGACAGGUCUGAGGGGCACCUGGGGGGCUCAGUCUUUAAGCACCUGACUUUGGCUCAGGUCAUGAUCUCAUGCUUCAUGAGUUCGAGCCCCACAUUGGGGGAGCACGAGCCCUGCUUUGGGGAAAAAAAAAAAAACACGAUCCCUGCUUCAGGUCAGCCCCACUUCUCUCUUUCUCCCUGCCCCCAAAAUAAAAAAGGCCCAAGGGUUAAGAUUUAAUACAACUAAUAACUUCCUCUUUGUCAAAGGCAAUCUUUUUUUUUUUUGAGGGAGAGAAAGCGGGGUGGGGGGCAGAGAGAGAGGGGGGACAGAGGAUCUGAAGCUGGCUCUGAGCCGUCGGCACAGAGCCCAAUGCGGGGCUCGAACUCAUGAAUCGUGAGGUCGUGCCCUGAGACAAAACCGGCUGCUCAACCGCCUGAGCCACCCAGACUCCCCGAAGACCAUCUUCAGUGGACCUGCUUUACCUGACUGUGCAGUGGGGGGAAGGACGCGGUGAUGGCCGGUGCAUCGAAGCCACAGCACUUUGGUUCUCCGUUAGUGCCAGUGUUGAGACCACGGAAAAGGCAGAUUCCAUCUUAACAUACGAGUUAUGAAAACAGUCAUGACCUUGCAGAAGAAGAUCUCCGGGACUUCGAGUCCGUGCACCACACUCACGAGAAGCUCCCACCGACAGUAGCAGAUUAGUGAGUUACAGCGACCCUUUAUGCCCCCAAGGAUAUUUUCUCCUAAUUUACCACGAGGAAGGGACUUCAGUACGAAGGAUGCAUGAUCCUGCAUACAAAAACACGCUCCCUUUUCUACACACGGACUAACUCCAACGAGCAGGUGGCGUGAGUGUCAGAUUGGGCUUGGCAAAGCACCAGUGUGCCUAAAACAUCCUCAGGCAGAGGACUGCAGAGUUAAUGCCAUUAUUGGGUGCAGAGUUUCCUGGAAAUAGCUAACAGCUGUAUACUGCAGUGCGUGUGUGUGCUGGGCCCGAUUCUGAUCGGCGCUUUAAUCCUCACCCUCUGAGAUGGAAACUGUUAUCAUACUUAGAUGAGGAAACUGAGGCUCAGGGUCCACACGGCCAGUCGGAGACAGAGCCGGGACCAAAUGCAGUCUGGCUCCCAAGUCCAUAAUGCUCAUUACUGUGGUGAGUGGUGGCUCUCCUUGGCAUAAGGUUUGGGGAAGCUACAUUGCUAAUAUGCAUGGCUCAGUAAUAAUCUGAUUACUGUCUGUAAUUCCUGUCGUUGCUUGGAGAAAAAAGUCUAAUGUUGCUUUGGGGCCGGGGGGGCGGAUUUAUAAUACAACUCAUGUUUCGUUGACUUUAAAAGCGCACGCUGCAGGUGGAGGCAUUUCUUUAAAACGUUAUCUACCGCUUGUACCCAUCGUCCAGUCGGUAUAAACAAGCCUCUGCACUCGGCAUCACUAAAGCCAGUGUGACCGUCCUCGCAGUGUGGCUCCCUCCCGUCCCCAUAGAGUCCCAAGGGCGCUCAGUGUCAGCACUGACUCUUAGGCCACGUUCCAGACCCAGGUGAGGAUCUCCCGGGUAGGUUCAGGGAAUCCACAUUUUCAAUAAAAAGCACCCCAGGUGAUUUGAAUGCA